Molecule: messenger RNA, 2043 nt
Organism: Anopheles nili
Lineage: Eukaryota; Metazoa; Arthropoda; Insecta; Diptera; Culicidae
Exons: 7
Coding region: 1-2025 (674 amino acids)
Source: RefSeq, a predicted model, not a curated record
AUGAGAAACGUUCUAUCGAGUGUUUGCUUUUCCACGGGUAUAUUGCACGCCUGUAGUGCUAUACCGAUUCCGUACGUGCGUACAGGACAACACGAUGCAGUGAUAAUCGGGGUGCUAGCAUGCCUUGGCCUUGGCUCAUUCAUUAUGGGAUUUUGUAUUUUCUGCAAAAAGAAAAGUGGAAAGUUUAAGAAAUUUAAAGAUGGAGACAUCAUCCAAGAAGUUAUCGCAACGGAGUAUCCCAUAUUGAAGGCCUUGAAUGCGUUGGAUUCCUCCGUGCCGUGUGCGGUGGUGCCGUCGAGUCCUAAUAAUCUUUCGACCGACAACCUGCUCGAUAAGAUCGAAACUUAUCAGAUCGACGUAGAUCAUCGGCAUGAUUCGUACUGCACCCGUCGCAGUGACCCGCUGACCUGCACGUACGAUGAGUUUGAUCCCAACGACGAGUCGGAUGAAAGGACGGAAAGGACCGCAACCACCGCGACAGUUGAACCGGCGGUUGGAGACGAACCGCUGCUCUUUUCGGAUCUGUUCGAUGAAUCCAUGGAGCGCAGCGACAAGUGCAACCUGAUGGCGAUUUCCGUCGCGUUACCUACAUCGUCGGGCGAGGAAGAUGACGAAGGCCUGGCGGCACCUCGUUCGGACGCCGAAGACGAGGACGAACGGCGCCCCUUGGUCAGCGAUGAAAGCAUUGACGAGGCUGCUGCAACGACCGCAACGACGAUCACGGUCACGGCAACGAUGGCACAGUCGGCUGAUGCCAUCAGCAUCGAGGAAGCACUGCGUGCGCUGGAUAUCGCAAUCGAAGGCGAGGAGGACGAAGACGAUGACGAGGGACAGUCGACGCCGCUGAACGAGAGCGACGAGUCUUCGUCGCCGUCUAUCUACUCCGAGCCACCAUCGGACACGGUGCUUAGACGGCAGGACGUGGAAGAGCAAGCAGCUGAGCUGGUGGACGACGUGCUGUACAAGUGCCAGUACAUGCUGCAGAUGAUGGACGCUAAUGGCAGUAACCUCUCACCACUGGAAGCGGAAGAGUUUUCGCCCACCAACUCCCGAGGGAACAUAUUCGACGGUUGGGGUAACCUUGAGCUGGACGGCAACGUGUCCUUCAUCGCGGAGGAUAACGAUAACGAUGACUGGUGGAAAGGAUCAUUGGAACCGUUCGGUGGGGAAGAUGACGGGUGGAAUCGUGCCGGCAACGAUCCCUUCCAAGAUGAUCACGCGUAUGAUCUUCUGCGUCAACAGCUGACCCAAUUGCUUCCGCAGGGCAAUGAUUGUGCCGGCGGAGCUAUCCGUGCCGCUAAUGAUGAUCAGGCCCUUAGCGGUAGCCCGAAAGUAUUUGAUAACGGUGGUGGUACAAAUGAUUUUGAGCGGCCCGAAAGGGAGUCGGAGGAGAACGAAAUCAUUAUCAAUUACAACCGAUCGUUAUCGCCCAUCAUGGAGGAAAACGAGGACGACUGCAGUUUACCACCGUCAACUAGCGUUGCGCACUGUUCCAACAUUAUUGAGAGUACAAUAAUAAGCACCGAGGGACCCGUAGUAUGCGAAGCGACGGAAUCCGUGCCAGCACUUGCCAGGAAAAGCUCUCUAACUGCGUCCAACGACACGCUGUUCAAUCUGGAAGACGUGCUCGAGGAUCGCUGCAUGACGCCACAGGACGAUACAUUCCCGGUGAGCAGUAACGCAUCGCCACGGACUAUGCUGGUCGAGACCAACGGGGAUGCUAGCGGGCUAGAUAAAUUAUACACCUUCUCAUCACGGCUCAUGCCAUCGACUGUGAUGCCCUCGUUAAGCGGCGGCAGUUAUGACGAUCACUUACUUCAUCAUCAUCACCACCAGCGGCAUCACGUACUACUCUCGUCCCUCUGCCUGGAGGAUCUGGACGUCGGCGAUAUCAUGGAAUCGCCACCACCGCCGCCACCCCUGCCGUCCGCCGUCAAUGUAAGUGGGGGCAGUGGCAGCGCUGGCGGCACUACCGGUGGACUACUCAUGGCCGAAACGAAGCAAGAUCUUCCCUCAUCGGCCUAAAACAGUGCCACUGAACUG